GCGUCUUUUACCAACACACACGUUGGUACGUUGUGUAGUAAUACCCUCGUUCUUCCAUUCUCUCUUUUGGCUUUUAUAUUAAUAAAUUUCAGUUUCACAUCAAACGUGAAAGAGAAAAGACGUGUCAACUUGCACGUAGUUUGAGCCUAUCUUUGAGAGCCCAAAAAUCUUUUUGAGAAUUUUAUAUUCUUCCAUUCAAUUUUGAACUGUUUUGUAUUGAAGAAGUUAUCCAAUUUGGUUUAUUUUUAACAUAUCUACAAGAAUUGAGGUCAACUUGUGAAUCAAGUAUAUUAGUAAGAAAUCCAAGAGACGCCAGUGAGUUUAUUCAACCUUCCCUUUGGGUUGUUAUAAAAUGAAAGUAUAGAGUUGGUGGACAAAUAAAAAAAAGGAGACGUGUGAAAAGCCACAAAGUUUCGUGAGGAAAUACAAAGAAAAAAAACAGCGGAAAGAAAAGCCAGAAAUGCUCUGCAAAUUGUAACAAUAAUAAGCACGAGAUUCACAAAAAUAUCCACCAAAAAUACAAAUUGAAGAAAAAAAAUUAACAACAUCGCCAUUGGGCAGAGAAAAAAACUGUAGCAAAGUGUGGGAGUACGAGAAGUGAAAAAGAAGAAUAAAAAAUGGAUGUCUACAAUGUAUAUUUGGGUGACUGCAUGAGCUACUCCUCAAUGCGGAGUCCAGUCUACAGGGAUUUUGAGAAGUUCCCCUAUGGCACCCUUGAGUCAUCCUUCAAGCCCACCGCGAAUGCAUCCUCAUCUGCCAAUUCCUACUACAAUCAAGGUGGUCACAGCAAGAGUACUGCUGGUGGUAAUAAAGGAGUGGUAGAUAAGGUGCGCAAAGAAUCUUGCCCAUUUUGCAAAGAGCAAAAGAAACGUCCACUAGUUGCUUACAUGCGUAAGCGUGAGAAUCGGCAGCAGAAGGAAUCCAUCUGCGAGGCGGAUGAGCAUGAGGAAUAAAUUCUACAAGAAAAUAUUCCCUCCUUCCUGCCCAAUUCUACAUUUUGUUUGAUACAAAAAUUAUAUUCACUUAAAUUUGGCUCAUUAUACUGUGUAUAAGGGAGAUUUAAUAUUGUGUACGUAUUUACAAACAAAAAAAACACAGAAAAUUAAAAGAAAAAAUAAAACUAAAAUGUAUUUAUAAGAAAAUUAAACAUAAAUUGAUUAUUAAAUUAAAAUAUUAAUGUUAAAUGCAAAUGAGAAAUAAAACUUUAUACUAAAAAAAAAUGUUAUUAACAUCCUAUUGAACUUUCCAGCAAAAUCAAUUGCCUUUGUUAUAAGAAAGACUGAAAGAAUUGAAGAAGAAAACAAGUUGAUUGGAAUUUUGCUAAAAAGAAAAUGUUAAGAACUUGUAAACAAUAAACAUUUAUUAAUUUGUACUUAAUUUGUAUACAAAGUUCAAUAUUAUCUUCAAGAAUUUAAUUAAAUAAAUAAAAAUGGGAUUUCUUAAGAAAAUAAAA
Lutzomyia longipalpis is the source of this 1453-nucleotide messenger RNA. RefSeq lists its product as uncharacterized. Lineage: Eukaryota; Metazoa; Arthropoda; Insecta; Diptera; Psychodidae. The transcript is spliced from 2 exons. The record is from RefSeq and is a predicted model, not a curated record. The coding region runs from base 618 to 953 and encodes 111 amino acids.